Messenger RNA from Frieseomelitta varia, 635 nucleotides. It is a transcript of the gene mtSSB, whose product is annotated as single-stranded DNA-binding protein, mitochondrial. The record is from RefSeq and is a predicted model, not a curated record. Gene Ontology annotation, molecular function: single-stranded DNA binding. NCBI's taxonomy places the organism in Eukaryota, Metazoa, Arthropoda, Insecta, Hymenoptera, Apidae. The coding region runs from base 166 to 588 and encodes 140 amino acids. Gene Ontology annotation, biological process: positive regulation of helicase activity; mitochondrial DNA replication. Gene Ontology annotation, cellular component: mitochondrial nucleoid. The transcript has 4 exons.
AAUGGUUCACUGAUUUUAUCACCACGUGUUCCCAAAUACGCAGCUGUGUACGUUCAUGUGCAUGCUUAAGAAUACAAAUCUUAAUUUUUCGUGGUACCUUAGAUUUAUUAUAUUCGUAUUUUCUUUAAUGCGUUACAUUGAUUCAUUUUAUAUAAUUUAAUAAAAAUGUUUCGAAAAGUUAUUUCGCAAGUAGUUCAAAAUAUCCGAAUAAAUAACAGUAAAUUUUAUUGUACUGUUAAUGUGGAAGAUAUGAAAUUAGAGAAAACUCUAAAUCGAGUUACUCUAUUAGGAAGAGUAGGAGGUAAUCCACAACAAAGAGGUAGUGAAGAACAUCCUGUUGUUCUUUUUUCUGUUGCUACACAUAGUAACUACAAAAAUAUGAAUGGAGAUUUGGUGCAACGUACAGACUGGCAUAAGAUAUGCGUAUUUAAACCAAAUUUGCGCGAAACUGUUUUCACAUAUUUACAGAAAGGUCAAAGGGUACUAGUCUCAGGAAAAAUAACCUACGGAGAGUUUAAAGAUGAAGAAGGUACUACAAAAACAAGUACCUCUGUGAUAGCAGAUGAUGUGAUAUUUUUCCAAUUAUAAAAUGUAUUGUGUGAGAGUUUUUCUUUUUAAUAAAAUGUAAACAAAAU